CAAGUCCUGACUUAAUUUACAGGCGGGGUUUACGGUGAAGCCGGUAGGUUGGUUGAUGGGGAAAACAACAACAAGCUAGACAACAUGAGGCUCCCCGAAACACUGAUUUGGGCCGCUUUCCUCGUCCAGAAGGCGAUGGGGGAGUACGGCAUGGCCCACUUCAGCGACACGGGCAAGAGCAAAGGGAAGGACUACUGCAUAUUCUUCAACUCGCAGUGGGCCCGUCUGCCCCAGGACCUCAGCAAAGCAUCCCGCCUCCAGAUUCAUGACCUGACCCCUUCCGUGCUGUGCUCCGCCUCCGACAUCCCGGAGGGGGGCUUCCCUAACCGCAUCCCCAUGGUGAUGAGGGGCAACUGCACUUUCUACGAGAAGGUCCGGCUGGCGCAGCUGAGCGGCGCCAAGGGCCUCCUCAUCGUCAGCAAGGACCGACUGACGCCGCCAGCAGGAAACAAGACCCAGUAUGAGGAGAUCGACAUCCCCGUGGCUCUGCUGAGCUACUCUGACAUGCUGGACAUAAGCAGGACGUUCGGUAAAGGGAGGCUGGUGGCCAUGUAUGCUCCCAACGAGCCGGUGCUGGACUACAACAUGGUCAUCAUCUUCCUGAUGGCAGUCGGAACCGUGGCCGUUGGAGGCUACUGGGCCGGCAGCAGAGACAGCAAGAAACGCUACAUGAAGCACAAGCGCGACGACGGCGUGGAGAAGCAGGACGAGGAGACUGUGGACGUCACCCCCAUCAUGAUCUGCGUGUUUGUGGUCAUGUGCUGCAACAUGCUGGUGCUGCUCUACUUCUUCUACGACUAUCUGGCUAUCUGGGUGAUCGGGAUCUUCUGCGUCGCCUCCUCGGUCGGCCUCCACAGCUGCCUGUGGCCCUUCGUGAGGAGACUCCCAUUUUGCAAAUGCAGGGUCCCGGAAAACAACCUGCCGUACUUCCACAAGAGGCCCCAGGUCCGCAUGCUGCUGCUGUCGGCGUUCUGCGUCGCCGUCAGCGUCGUCUGGAUGGUGUUUCGCAAUGAAGACCAGUGGGCGUGGGUGCUGCAGGACGCCCUGGGCAUCGCCUUCUGCCUCUACAUGCUGAAAACGGUGCGACUGCCCACAUUUAAGGCCUGCACUCUGCUCCUGACGGUUCUGUUCGUCUACGACGUUUUCUUCGUCUUCAUCACUCCCUUCUUCACCAAGAGCGGGGAGAGCAUCAUGGUGGAGGUGGCAGCCGGUCCGUCUGACUCCGCCACACACGAAAAGGUGAGUUCAGGGCCCAGUCCUCCCGGUCGGAACCUCCCCGGCAGCCCGGCUGAAGUCGGUUCUGUUUCCUCCCAGCUUCCCAUGGUGCUCAAGGUGCCGCGGUUAAACUCCUCCCCCCUGGCUCUCUGCGACCGCCCCUUCUCCCUCCUGGGCUUCGGCGAUGUUCUCGUUCCAGGCCUGCUGGUGGUUUACUGCCACAGAUUUGACAUCUUGACUCAGACCUCCAGGAUCUACUUCGUGACCUGUACAGUCGCCUACGGCAUCGGCCUGCUCGUCACCUUCGUGGCUCUGGCGCUCAUGCAGACGGGUCAGCCGGCUCUGCUCUACCUGGUGCCUUGCACUCUGCUCACCAGCCUCACGGUGGCGCUGUGGCGCAGAGAGUUGUCCCAGUUCUGGACUGGAAGUGGAUUUGUGCCUCCCAUUGCGCUCGCCCCCAUCAACUGCACACAAACCGCAGAGCCGCUGACAGACGGGCCCCCGACUAAGGCGGAGCCACAGACCGCCGAGUCCUCCAAUCAGAGCGGAGACGGGCCUGAGCGGCAGCCUCAGGAGACGUCGCUGCCGGAGCCCACCGAAGACAAGGACAAGUGAAACGGAAGCAGCCUCCCCUGCCCGCCCCCUCCUGCUUUACUUUGACCUUUUCUGUGGUGGGGGGGGGGGGGGGGUAGUCAGUGGCGUCUGUCUGGACAUUAUUGGUGGUUCAAAGGGAAUGGUUUUUUAUUGGGGGCGGGGCUUUGUCGGGAAACCCGCACAGGUCCAACCUGCUCAAUCACUGGGCCCGCCCACCACGGCGUUCCGCGGCAGAGGGGCGUGUCCUUGAGAGAAACGAUGUACCUCAUCUCUGCGUGGACGGAACCGUUAAUCCGGCGGAACCAGCUGACCCGGUUUGUUCCGAUCCGGAGGUUUGAGUCAGUCCGACCUUCUCAACCCUGAGAUGAGGUAGAUUUUUAACUCUGUUACCAUGGUAACCUGCUGAUGAUGCUGCCCCCCCUCCCCCUUCUUAGAGCAGAGGGAAGUCUCAUAACAGACCAUCAGUGUCAAGUUGAGAUGCUUUUAUUCUGAAGGGUUUCUGUCGUCUCGGUGAUAAACUGGGAUUGAGUCCGGUUUGUUAAAGCAGAACAGAUUCUGGAUCUGAAAACGUGUUUCUUCUUCCCCUUCAUGGAUCCUGGUGAUCAGAGUUUCUGUAAGUCCACACAUCGUCUUCGGGUCCUUCAGGAAAUGUGGAGAUGAUGAUCCGACGCGGUUUUGGUCAGAUAUCAGCGUUCUAGUAAAUGUGUUGAAGUGCAGCUUUGUUUGAUGUAAAGCAGGAAGUCUCCUCUGAUUGGCUCAAACCUGCAGCAGCAGCAGCUUAUUGGAUCUCUCAUAGAUCCAGGUGAGCUGUACCUGCUUCAGACCAGACCCCCCCCUCCCCCCACUGGCAGCUAAACUGCGGUCAUGGCAUCCGUGACCUCGCUGAAGUGACGCCUUUACGUUCAGCUGCUGGGAUUGGCUCCCAAACACAGACUUUGUUCUUUUGAGUAAAACCUGAUUGGGUCAGUCUGCGGUUUGGAGGCGUGGCCUAUGCGUCGCCUGAGAGGAGAACACUACAGUUGGUCUCCAGGACGAGUUGUCUGGAGACGCCACCGUUGUCUGACGAGUUUGUGGUACGCGUUUGCACAGGAUGUUUUGAUUCUUCUGCCUUUUAUUUUGAAAUCUGACCUGAAGGAACAAUGAUGAAGAUGAUGAAGAGUCCAGCUGUUACAUCAUGUCUGUUUACCAGCAAACAUGCACGUCUGGAUCCAGACCAGACUUAAGGAGAAGGUUUUCAGUCCUGAUAAAUAAACAUUUCUCUGAACGUG
Molecule: messenger RNA, 3077 nt
Organism: Oryzias latipes (Japanese medaka)
Lineage: Eukaryota; Metazoa; Chordata; Actinopteri; Beloniformes; Adrianichthyidae
Gene: sppl2b
Product: signal peptide peptidase-like 2
Biological process (GO): membrane protein proteolysis
Cellular component (GO): lysosomal membrane; cytoplasmic side of endoplasmic reticulum membrane; lumenal side of endoplasmic reticulum membrane
Molecular function (GO): aspartic endopeptidase activity, intramembrane cleaving
Source: RefSeq, a predicted model, not a curated record